AUGUUGUGUAGGGGGGUGUUGGGUGAGGAGAUUGGGGAGACUAGGGAAAAGGAGGAGGAGCAGGAGAAGGAGGGUAGGGAUGAGGAGGAGGAGGAGGAUGAGGAUGCAGGGGAUGAAGAGAAUAUAGAGAAACUCUGGAGACGGAGGAGACGGCGGAGACAGCAGAGAUGGAAAGUUGAGAAAAUGAGGGAGAUCAAGGAUGAGUAG
Molecule: messenger RNA, 207 nt
Organism: Botrytis porri
Lineage: Eukaryota; Fungi; Ascomycota; Leotiomycetes; Helotiales; Sclerotiniaceae
Exons: 1
Coding region: 1-207 (68 amino acids)
Source: RefSeq, a predicted model, not a curated record